Molecule: messenger RNA, 1887 nt
Organism: Carassius auratus (goldfish)
Lineage: Eukaryota; Metazoa; Chordata; Actinopteri; Cypriniformes; Cyprinidae
Product: tripartite motif-containing protein 16-like
Exons: 6
Coding region: 80-1714 (544 amino acids)
Molecular function (GO): protein binding; zinc ion binding
Source: RefSeq, a predicted model, not a curated record
AUGAAUCACAUGAUUCUAGGGAAAGAGAAACUUAAGUGUAGUUGAGCUGUUGUGUGUUUGUGUCUCUGUAUUCAGCAAAAUGGAAGACGACAGAAUUUCAGUAAAUAAGAAGGAGUUCAUGUGUCCAGUGUGUCUGGAUCUCCUGAAGGAUCCAGUGACCAUUCCCUGUGGACACAGUUACUGUAAGAUCUGUAUUACAGACUGCUGGGAUCAGGAGGAUCACAAGAGAGUAUACAGCUGUCCUCAGUGCAGACAGACCUUCAGUCCAAGACCUGCUUUAUCUAGAAACACCAUGCUGGCUGAAGUGGUGGAGAAACUGAGGAAGACCAGACUCUCUGCUGACUGCUACGCUGGAGCUGGAGAUGUUCAGUGUGACGUCUGUACUGGAAGAAAAUACAGAGCCGUCAAGUCCUGUCUGAUGUGUCUGAACUCUUACUGUCAGAAUCACCUCCAACAACAUGAGAGUUUCUUUAGAGGAAAGAGACACAAUCUGACUGAAGCCACUGGACGACUGCAGGAGAUGAUCUGCCAGAAACAUGAGAAGAUCCUCGAGGUUUUCUGUCGGACUGACCAGGAAUGUAUAUGUAUGCUGUGUACGAUUAUUGAACAUAAAAACCACGACAUUGUAUCAGCGGCAGCACAGAGGACAGAGAAACAGGAGCAGCUGAAGGAGACUCAGAAGACGUUCCAGCAGAGAAUCCAGCAGAGAGAGAAGGAUCUCCAGCAGCUGAGAGAGACUGUGGAGUCUCAUAAGCGCUCUGCACAGACAGCAGUGGAGGACAGUGAGAGGAUCUUUACUGAGCUCAUCCGCUCCAUUGAGAGAAGCCGCUCUGAGCUGAUACGACUGAUCAGAGAUCAGGAAAAGACUGCAGUGAGUCGAGCUGAAGAACGACUGGAGCGACUGGAGCAGGAGAUCAAUGAUCUGAGGAGGAGAGACGCUGAGCUGGAGCAGCUUUCACACACACAGGAUCACAUCCAGUUCCUGCAGAGUUUCCAGUCUCUCUCAGCACCUCCUGAAUCUACAGAUGUAAAUGUUGAUCUCUUCAGUUCUCUCUUCUCUUCUGAUGAUCUGAGAGAAUCUGUCCAUCAGCUGAGAGACAAACUGGAGGAUUUCUGCAAAGAGGAGCUCAAGAAGAUCUCAGACAGAGUCACACUCGCCAACAUUGCUCUCUGGACCAGAAAGGACUUCCUACAAUAUUCCCAUCAGCUCACUCUGGAUCCAAACACAGUGAAUAAAAACCUCCGUCUGUCUGAGAGAAACAGAGUGAUUACUAACACUGACACACUCCAGUCGUAUCCUGAUCAUCCAGACAGAUUUGAUGUGUAUCUCCAGGUGUUGUGCAGAGAGAGUGUGUGUGGACGCUGUUACUGGGAGAUUGAGUGGAGUGGAAGUGUGUGUGUAUCAGUGUCAUAUAAGAGCAUCAGCAGGAAGGGAUGUGGUAAUGAGUGUGGGUUUGGAAAUAAUGAUCAGUCCUGGAGUUUGUAUUGCUUACACUCCAGUUACUCAUUCAGACACAAUAACAUACAGACUGAUCUCCCUAUAAAGUCCAUCAGCAGUAGAAUAGGAGUGUAUGUGGAUCACAGUGCAGGAACUCUGUCCUUCUACAGCGUCUCUGACACAAUGAACCUCAUCCACACAGUCCAGACCACAUUCACUCAGCCGCUCUAUCCUGGGUUUACUGUUUGUUAUAAAUCAUCAGUGAAACUGUGUUGAUGAAUCAGAAUAGAUUGAUGAGAGAUUCUACCCAUAAUGCUUUGAGCUGCAUGAUGAAUCAGUAACAGUGAGAUGUUAUAGAGUCUCUUCUUUCCUCUUCAUGACACUAAUACUGCAGCUGAACUUCUGUCAGUGAAAUAACAUGAAUCAGAAUAAAUGUGUAAUAAAUCCUC